Messenger RNA from Eufriesea mexicana, 657 nucleotides. RefSeq names its product prostaglandin E synthase. The record is from RefSeq and is a predicted model, not a curated record. The coding region runs from base 162 to 635 and encodes 157 amino acids. NCBI's taxonomy places the organism in Eukaryota, Metazoa, Arthropoda, Insecta, Hymenoptera, Apidae. Gene Ontology annotation, cellular component: membrane. The transcript is spliced from 2 exons.
CUGCCGGCUCCUUUAUCGCCGCGUUGAUAAAUGGUUCGCCUCUCGACGUCCAAAACGGCACACGCGACGGGGUGAAAGAAAUGUCCAGCAAACAACCAACUACGUCCGCCAUUCUUCGCGUUUUUCUUCCCGAUACGGAGUCAGUCGGCUAGCGUGAAACAAUGGCGAGCAAUCUUGCGAACGGGCCUGCAGAUCUGUGGACUGUUUACGCCUGGUGGUCGUGUGUUCUCGUUCUAAAGAUGAACGCCCUCACGUGGUUCACCGGGCAAAUUCGAGUCACUAGACGGGUGAUCCACAGCGAGGAGGACAGAAUGUGGUUGAAAGGUUCGGACAUAAUUUUAUGUCCGACCGCAGGCGGCCACGAGGACGUGGAUCGCAUCCGAAGUGCACAUCAACACGAUCUUGAAACUGUAUUACCUUAUCUGCUAAUUACCCCGAUAUGGCUGAGCACGUCACCGCUGUUUCCUCUGGCGAGAAUGAUUCUGCCCGGUUUCGCAGUGGUCAGCAUAUUGUACACGCUGGUUCACACGAAAAUCGUGAACGCGCAUGGCUAUUGUAAAACAAUUUUGUCCACUUUCCAGCUAUGCGUCAUAAUUUACAUGUCCGUCGUAUCUAUACUUUACUAUGCAUAUUGACCCGCAAGGCAAUAAGAUCACG